AUGGCCCGGGCUUUUGUGGGGGAAGAGGGGGUGGUGGGCGAGGCGGUGGGCGUGGAGGGCGCGGGUCUGGCGGCGGCCCCGCAGCCAGCUGCUGCUGCUGCUGCUGCUGCUGCUGCUGCUCCCAAGAGACCAGUGGUCCCUCUGGCAGCAGCGGGGCCGCGGAAGUCCAUUAGGAAGCGCGAGCUGACUCUGACGCUGCUGUACCUGCUGGCCAUAGGGGUGUUGGCGAGCCGGCGGCUGCUGCUGCGGGGCCGCGCGGCGGAGGGCGCAGCAGCAGCAGCAGCAGCGCCGCCCGCAGUGGGCGCAGCAGCAGCAGCAGCAGCAGCAGAAGGCGCGCGGGAGCCCGCAGCAGCAGCAGCAGUCCGCGCGAAGCUGCGGGAACUCCACAGAGUGCUGCCUGCAGCAGAACUCGUGGUGGAAGUGCUGGAGGCCCUGGAGCCGCAAGUGCUGCUGCACAGCCUGCAGGCCAAAGUGAAGAAGGCUGUGAUGGCGGAGGCCGAGGGCUUGGCCUCGGAGGAGACUCUGGAGAGUCUGGAGGAGGCGCUGCAGCAGCUGCAUGCGCUGCAGGGGCUGGCGCUGCAGCAGGGGGAGAAGCUGCAGCAGCAGCAGCAGCAGCAGCAGCGGGAGCUGCCGCAGCUGUGGGGCCCCGAGCCCGACCCCGAGGGCCGCAACUUGACCGAGAGGAUCCCCGACUUGACUGCAGCAGAGCUGCGGCUGCUGUUCAGCUUCGAACACGCAGCAGAUCUGUUUGCUGCAGCACGAGCGGGCUUUGCUGCAGCGCAGCAGGAACUCAGCAGCAGCAGGUUCCGCCGCGGUGGAGACCUCAGCAAGCUGCUCGACCGUGCUGCCAGCAACUUGGCCUACAUGCAGCAAACUGCUGCGCUGCAGCAGCACUACUUCGACCUUGCGCAGCAGUUUGCCGACAAGAUCAGCAGCAGCGUCAAGUUCAGCAAGUUCCGCAAGUGCGAGGCUUCGCUGGUGACUCUGGGCUGGCAGUUCAUGGAGCUGCGCUUCACGGCCAAGCUGCUGCAGCGCGAGCAGCAGCAGCAGCAGCAGCAGCAGCAGCAGCAGCACGGGGAGCAGCGGGAGGCGCUGCGCAAGCUGCAGCAGCAGCUCGCGGAGGCUGAGCGGCUGCUGGGGAAGCUCAGCCGCGAUCUUGCUGCAGUGGAGGAGAGCAGCUCGCUCAAGGCUGUUUGCAAAGCAGCAGAAAAGUUCGAAGCAGCAGCAGCAGCAGCACGUCGCUCACUUGCUGCUGCGAGCGACGCUGCUGCGCUGUCUCGCCACCUCGCCGCGCCGCUCUCCGGCCGCCUCGGCGCCGGCCUCGCCGCGCCCGCCGCCCGCGACCCCGCAGCAGCAGCAGCAGCAGCAGCAGCAGCAGCAGGCAGCAGCAGCAGCAGCAGCAGCAGCGAGGACUUCCUGGCGGAGCUGGUGCGGGAGUCCGAGAGCUUCCGCGCGGCCUGCCUGGAGGAGAGCGUGGCCGUGAAGAGUUUGCUGCAGGAAGUGGCGGAGAAGGUCCGCGCGGAGGCCCUCGCGGGGGGCCCCCCCGCCGCGGGGGGGGCCCCCCCGGGGGGCCCCCCGGGGGCCCCCCCCCCGCCGGGGGGGGGGCCCCCCCGGGGGGCCCCCCGGGGGCCCCCCCCCCCUCCCGGGCCUUCGAGGAGCUGCAGCAGCGGGCCAAAGACCUCGGGGAGGCCGUCGAGGCCGCAGCAAACGAGGCCCUGA
Molecule: messenger RNA, 1719 nt
Organism: Eimeria necatrix
Lineage: Eukaryota; Apicomplexa; Conoidasida; Eucoccidiorida; Eimeriidae
Exons: 2
Coding region: 1-1719 (572 amino acids)
Source: RefSeq, a predicted model, not a curated record